AUGAAUACAGUUAAGAAAGUGUACACGAGGCUGAAAGACAAAGUCAAAUUGGAAUGCAUGUCAAAUGUCGUGUACAAGAUUCCGUGCAGUUGUAAUAAGACAUCUCAGUAUGUGAAGAAACGAAUAGCUCAACACAAGUUUAACUGUAAAAAUGUGAAUGUGUUGAAAGAAAAUAAAACGGCACUGGCUGCUCACCACUUUGAUUCGGGCCAUAGUUUCGGGUUUGAUAAUGUUGAAAUAGUAGACACAGAAAGAGUUCAUUUAAAAAAGAAUAUCAGUGAAAUGAUACAGAUAACAUUACACGAUUCAGUUAAUUACAGAACUGACACUCAAAAUUUAAGUACGGCGUAUAAUCAAAUUUUAGACAUCUAUAAAAAAGAACUACAGAGAUGUCAAACUUAA
Messenger RNA from Cotesia congregata, 402 nucleotides. The record is from the annotation of a GenBank genome assembly. NCBI's taxonomy places the organism in Eukaryota, Metazoa, Arthropoda, Insecta, Hymenoptera, Braconidae.